AAUCCCAAUUUCUUCUCUUUCCCUCUCACGGCCGUUUAAUCGUUUCUCAAAUACUACCCGUCGUUUCCUCCCGCCGGCGGCAGGCUUCAAUUGCUUUCUGAGAUUUUCUAUUGCUUUGUUUUCCAUUAACGCCGUUAACAGAUGGGAAGACCGCCGAGUAACGGAGGUCCUACUUUCCGUUUCAACGCCACUGAGGUCGCUGAGAUGGAAGCUAUAUUGCAAGCACAUAAUGCUACAAUGCCAGCUCGUGAAGUUCUCGUAGCUCUUGCUGAGAAGUUUAGUUCUUCAGCGGAGAGAUCUGGAAAAAUUAUGGUUCAAAUGAAACAAGUUUGGAACUGGUUCCAAAAUAGACGAUAUGCUAUUAGAGCAAAAACAGCUAAGGUUCCUGGUAAAUUUAGUACCCCGUCAGUGCCUCAAAGUGAUUCAGCUAUGGUAAGAACUCCUGCAAAAUUGAGUGCGUCACCUGUGCCUCAGAGUGAUCCAGCUGCAGUAAGGAUUAUGCCCCAAGCUUCUCAACCCAUAUCUUCUCCUCAAGUGAAAUCAAUGCCCCAAGCGCCUCAACCUCUACCUGCUCCAUCAGUGGCAGCACAAAAUGUGGGCAGGAGUGCUUCAGAUAACAUUCAAAUGGAGUUUGAAGCUAAAUCUGCAAGAGAUGGUGCAUGGUAUGAUGUAGCAAGCUUCCUAUCACAUAGAUCUGUGGAAACUGCUGAUCCGGAAGUCCUGGUUCGAUUUGCGGGGUUUGGAGCAGAGGAGGAUGAGUGGGUAAAUGUAUGUAAGCACGUAAGACAGCGAUCCCUUCCAUGCGAAUCGUCAGAAUGUGUUGCAGUUCUCCCUGGUGAUCUGAUUCUUUGCUUCCAGGAAGGCAAAGAGCAGGCUCUGUACUUUGAUGCGCAUGUCCUUGAUGCUCAAAGACGCAGACAUGAUGUGAGAGGUUGCCGUUGUCGGUUUCUGGUUCGUUAUGAUCAUGAUCAGUCUGAGGUAUUCAAUUAAUCCUUUUUUCUGUAAUUUUCUGCUUUUAUCUCUAUACUAGUAUACAUACCCGCGCAAUGCGCGGAUAAUUGACAAAUAUAAUCAUGAAU
Molecule: messenger RNA, 1079 nt
Organism: Nicotiana tabacum (common tobacco)
Lineage: Eukaryota; Viridiplantae; Streptophyta; Magnoliopsida; Solanales; Solanaceae
Source: RefSeq, a predicted model, not a curated record